Fundulus heteroclitus (mummichog) is the source of this 7080-nucleotide messenger RNA. RefSeq names its product sema domain, immunoglobulin domain (Ig), short basic domain, secreted, (semaphorin) 3Ab (gene sema3ab). The transcript has 18 exons. Gene Ontology annotation, biological process: semaphorin-plexin signaling pathway; motor neuron axon guidance; neural crest cell migration. Lineage: Eukaryota; Metazoa; Chordata; Actinopteri; Cyprinodontiformes; Fundulidae. The coding region runs from base 475 to 2871 and encodes 798 amino acids. The record is from RefSeq and is a predicted model, not a curated record. Gene Ontology annotation, molecular function: chemorepellent activity; neuropilin binding; semaphorin receptor binding.
CUCAGCUGUUCUCAGUUGCACCGGGUGCCUUGUGGUGUUGUGACAGAGCUGAGCUGCACUGGGUGAGACUAAACUAGCUCAAAUGAGUGCUAAGUAGAGAGAGGGGGAGAGAGAGAGACAAAAAGACGUACACCCAUCGAGGACUUACCAGGCAGAUGGGAUGAACAGCUGAAACAGUUUGGACCAGUUUUACUUUCGUGGCUAAAGGAUCCUACUUCUCUUUAGCUGGACUCUAAUUUUGGCUCUGACCUGUGGAACAGGAAAAGUUUUUUUUUUUUUUGCUUUUUUUGCUUUGGCAGGAUGCAAGACCUGUUAUAAGGCAACCUGGACUGACUCACCAGCAUUUUUUCAUAAUUACUGGAUAACAGGACUGUUUCUUGCUCCACCACCGUUUCCUGCCAAACCAGAUCUAAGAUUAUCUGGCCAGUGGUUGUUUAUUUAAAGGGUUUAUCUGGAGUUCUUUGCCCCAGGACCAUGGGGAUUCUCUGGGGUACCAUUAUACUUCUGUGUGGGGUUGCUGUGCUGCGAACGAAGGGCAGCGGACCCUCACAAAGCAAGAAUAACGUGCCCCGUCUAAAACUCUCCUAUAAAGAGAUGUUAGAGACCAACAAUCUUGUGACAUUUGAAGGCCUGGCUAACAGUUCGUCUUACCACACUCUCUUGUUGGAUGAGGAGAAAGGAAGGCUCCUGGUGGGGGCCAAGGAUCACAUCUUCUCUUUCAACCUUCUCAAUAUAAGCAAAGACAAAGCACAGAUCCCCUGGACUGCUUCUCCCACCAGAAGAGAUGAAUGCAAGUGGGCAGGGAAGGAUCUCUCAAGAGAGUGUGCUCAUUUCAUCAAAGUACUGCAGCCAUUCAACCAGAGCCAUUUCUAUGUCUGUGGGACAGGAGCCUUCCACCCUGUAUGUUCCUAUCUGGAGGUGGGCAAGAAACCAGAGGACGGUGUUUUCAGACUGGCGCCCCAUGUAGAAAACGGUAGAGGGAAGAGUCCCUAUGAUCCCAAACUGCUCACCGCUUCAAUCCUAAUUGAUGGGGAGCUGUAUGCUGGAACAUCAGCCGACUUCAUGGGGCGGGACUUUGCCAUCUUUCGUACUCUUGGCAAGCAUCACCCAAUCAGAACAGAGCAACAUGACUCCAGGUGGCUGAAUGAGCCCAGAUUUGUGGGUGUUCAUCUGAUCCCAGAGAAUGAUAAUCCAGAGGAUGACAAAAUCUACCUGUUCUUCAGAGAGAACGCUAUGGAUGGAGAACAUGCUGGGAAAGCCACAUACGCUCGCAUUGGACAGCUCUGCAAAAAUGACCUGGGAGGCCACAGGAGCCUGGUCAAUAAGUGGACUACUUUCUUGAAAGCUCGGCUGAUUUGCUCGGUGCCGGGCAGUAAUGGCAUAGACACACAUUUUGAUGAACUUCAGGAUGUCUUUCUCAUAAGCACUAAGGAUCCUAAGAGCCCAGCAAUCUAUGGCGUAUUUACCACCUCCAGCAACGUCUUCAAAGGUUCAGCAGUGUGCAUGUACAGCAUGGCAGACAUAAGAAGAGCAUUCUUGGGUCCAUAUGCUCAUAGAGAUGGACCCAGCUAUCAGUGGGUCCCCUUCCAGGGACGUGUACCCUACCCUCGGCCUGGGACAUGCCCUAGCAAGACAUUUGGUGGGUUUGACACAACCAAAGACCUUCCUGAUGAAGUGGUCACUUUUGCCAGAAGCCACCCAGCCAUGUUCAAUCCCGUCUAUCCAAUUAAUAAUAAACCGAUAAUAGUCAAAACAGAUGUGGACUACCAGUUUACUCAAAUGGUAGUGGAUAAAGUGGAAGCUGAGGAUGGCCUGUAUGAUGUUAUGUUCAUAGGCACAGACAUGGGAACAGUUCUGAAAGUUGUAGCCAUCCCCAGAAGUUCCUGGCAUGACUUAGAGGAAGUGCUAUUGGAGGAAAUGACUGUAUUCAGAGAACCAGUUGCAAUCACAGCUAUGGUACUUUCAACAAAACAGCAACAACUUUAUCUUGGUUCAGACAUUGGUGUGUCUCAGAUGCCUCUACACCGCUGUGAGGUUUAUGGAAAGGCCUGUGCUGAGUGCUGCUUGGCAAGGGAUCCUUACUGUGCAUGGGAUGGCACAGAAUGCUCCAGAUACUUCCCAAUGGCAAAGAGGAGAACAAGAAGGCAGGAUAUAAGGAACGGAGACCCGCUCACUCAGUGCUCAGAUCUGCAGCAACAAGAUGAACUGACUGGGCAGGCAGCCAUUCUCGAUAAAACAGUCUAUGGUGUGGAAAACAGCAGCACUUUCCUUGAAUGUGCUCCCAAGUCCCAAAGAGCCAUGACUUACUGGCAAUAUCAGACCUCCUCUGACGACCGCAAGCAAGAGAUCAAAUCAGAGGAGCGCUUCAUUCGGACUGACCAAGGGCUUCUUAUCCGGACUCUCGACAAGAAGGAUUCAGGCAUCUAUCUUUGUCACGCCGUGGAACACGGCUUUAUGCAGACAGUUUUAAAGGUUCACCUAGAAGUGAUUGACGCAGAACGACUGGAGGAUCUUCUACAUCGUGGUGAAGACCUGGCUACCAGUGUCCCAGCUCAAGAGUUUUCCUUGUCUAGAGAAACUCCAAGUCAAAAGCUUUGGUACAGAGACUUUCUGUCUUUAGUAAAUCACCCAACUCUGAAUAGUGUGGAUGAAUUCUGUGAUCAGAUUUGGAAAAGAGAGAGAAAGCACAAGCGGCAGAAAACUCACCAUGUCCAAAAAGUUCAAACGCAUCCACAGCAGAAUGGUGCACCAAGCCCUCAGAGCAACGUGCAUGCACAAGGCUUGGCAUCCAAGUGGAAGCAUCUGCAAGAGCGUCAGAAGGGUCGCAAUCGCAGGACCCACGAACUGGAGAGGGCCCCUCGCAGUGUCUGACCUGUAGGGCUUGAGUUUGACCAAGAAGCUUCAGACCACUCCCAGAUCACAUUUUGUAUAUCUGAAACUGUUCCUCUUUGAAACACAUAUAUGCCACAAAGAGUGAACAGAAAUAUAAAUAAAUGCUGCUCUGAUCUGCUAACUGGUGAGAUCUAAGCGUGGACAGCUUUGUUUACAGUCCACAGGAAAAAAGGAUGCUGUUGUAUCGUUGGAGCCAUUGGAGCAUAUCAUUUCUGCUGGCCUCUGUGACAUGAACAAUGCAGAGGGGCAGGGCCACACUGCACAAAACAAUGGACAAAUGUAUCCAUGCUGUAGCCGAACUGGCAAUGGGACUUGGUCAUUGUAUUGUAGUUAGGUGGUGCUUCUUAGGUUGCAUAUUUCUGAAAUAGCUGAUAAACUUUUGUUACUUCGCACAACAAUACAACUGGGUGACAUUGGGCUAGAACCAGCUCUUAUUAUGAAUGUAUGCAUGUAUAUACAUGUAUGUGUGCAUAUAUAUAUAUAUAUAUAUAUAUAUAUAUAUAUAUAUAUAUAUAUAUAUAUAUAUAAUUUAAAUGGACUUGCAGUUGACUUACAUUCAGAAUAUAGAUGGCAUACCAGAAAGAUAUUAACGCUUAAAGUGCAUUGCGAAGGUAUAUAUACUCAUUGAACUUAAAGUCACAAAUGUCAGUAUAUUUUUCUUUAAUCAGUACAUAGAACUGCAUAAUCUGAAGUGUAGGGAAAAGGAUACAUGCUUUUUUUUUUUUUUACAUUAUUUCCAAAUGAAAAUCUGAAAAGUGAGACAUGCAUUUGUAUUCAGCCCCCCUGCUGUAUUGCUACUUUUCAGUGCAAUUACAACUGCAAGUCUUCUUGCGUAUUUUGUAACAGAUUGUCAGUUAUAUUUAAACCCAGAUUUUAGUAAGGCAUUCUAACACAUUGAUAUGUUUUGAUCUGAACAGUUCCGUGGUAGCUCUGACUAUAUGCUUGGGACUAUUGUCCUGCUGAAUUAAGAACCUCUGGCUCAAUCCCAAGUUUUUCGGAAGCUCUAACAGGUUUUCUUCCAGGAAAAUCCACAAUGUGCUGCUGCCACAUUUCAGUCUGGGGAUUAUAUGUUCAGAGUGAUUAGUGGUGUUAGGUUUCUGCAAACCUACCAAGACAUCAUUUAUUUUGGCUAAAUCUUAACAGAGCACAUACCUGCAGCGUCCUACAUGACUUUUUGCAAAUCACAAGUCUGAGUUUCUUUCAAAAGAUUUUUUACCACUUAUCCAUAAAUGCUAGAUUUGUAGGUUGUGUGGCUAAGGGUAUUUUCACACCAGCCCUCUUUAGGUCGCUGUAAUCAGGUUUGUUUGCUCAGAAAGUUUAGUUCGGUUGUGGAGGUAUGAAUGCACAAUCGAGCUCUGAUGCAGACCAAAAAAGGGAACUAAGUUCCUCUCAAAACCCAGGUCUCAGCUUGGUUGAAAUGAACUCUAGAGCGGUUCGAUUGCAAAUGGGAAUGCCAAGCGGACCAGAGGCCGCUUCAAAGGCAGGAAGCGGACUACAGCGCACGGCGGUAUGGGUAAAUACAAUUGCAAUUGAGCAAAAAUACUAAUAAAGUUACUCAUAUAUUGUAAAUACCUUACUCGACGUCUUUGUAACAGUGACAACAGUUCAAUGAAGCUGUAGGCGACCCUGUACGUGCGCCGCCACCUCAUUAGGAGCCGUCUCUCCUGCCUUGUGUAAAAUAUAACAAUCUCCUCUGCCUCAUCCUCCGCUCAUUCUGAGCCCACUGUUGAAUUGUUCUUGUCUGGCACACUUGACAAAGACAGCAUGGCAAUAACGUGGCUAAAAUCUGUUGCCCUUCCAUUUUGUUUACAUUUUCGCGGAAAAGGAAGUUGCGCUGUGUUGCUGAUUAACCUCUUUCCUUCUUUGUUUCUUGGUACAGUGUCACCACAGGCAAGGGGAUGAACAGGUUGGUCAAAAGGUUUGGUUGGAUUGACAAAAGUGCAGCAUGAAAGCAAACUGCACCAGUUGAAAAUUUGUAAUUUGGUCCCCAAUCGGGCCGAGUCUACCAGAUUAUGCGGUGUGAAAACAAUCUAAAGCAUGUCCUGUUGACAUAUACUCCCCCAUAUCUCUGCAGCCCCUCCAGACUUAUUAUUGGCCUCUUUGCUGCUUUAUGAAUUAAACACUCUCCUUGCCUGAAUUCUUAGUUUUGGAGGAUGGCCACUACCUUUGCAGUUGUGGUGUACUCUCUAAAUUGAUAGUUGGAUGUUGCAUAAGCUAACCCUGCUUUAAAACUGUACAGCUUUUGCUUUUCCUGACUUGUCGGCUGAGUUCCCUGGUCUAUAUGAUGCUGUUUGUUCACAAACGUUCUCUAACAAACCUUUGGGGCCUUUAGAGAACAGUUGAAUUAAUGUGUGCUUAGAUUCAAUUAAAUCAUUACAUUAUUAAAUCAAAUGCAGGAAAACUUUUCAGAUUUUUAAUAGAAUAAAAUUUCUUUCAAGUUUACAGUUCUGCACUACUUACAUAAAAUCCUGAUUUGAUACGUUGAAGUUAAUGGUUGUAACAUUGUAUGUCAAUGUAGAAAGGUUCAGUGAGUAUAAAUACUUUCCAAGGGACUUUAGUAAGCAAUUUGGUGAACUAUUAAUUUUGUAUUAGUGUGAAAAUGCCUUGCAAAUGCAACAAACUGAAAAGUACCGUUGUUUGUUCUCCACCACUCAUGUAAUUAGGAUGUGUAAAUACUCUGUUCAAUAAUAAUGUUGUCUCAAGAAAGGGAAUGGCUUGCAAUUAUCUAGUUUGUGUUACUUGCCCAAAGUAGAAAUUUACUUACAAAAAAAAAUAGCAGAACAUUUGGAAAUGAGAAAUUCUGUACUUGUAUGUGUGUGUUUGUGGUCCGUGCUCUAGAUAAGCUUCCUAGACAAAGAGAUUUUAUAUUUUUUUCAUCCGAAUCUUUCCAGUUUUAGCAUUUUGAAAGCCAUGUUGUCUCAGUGUCCAAAAUGCCGAGCAGAGUUCUUCCAUGUUUAUUUAAUUAUUCUGUCUGUGAGCUUUCUUUUUACAUCAUUGAAUAUUUAUUGAUAAACAUUGCUAUACAUUGUGAUGUAUUAUAGCCAGACAUUGUGUCUUACUGUUUCUAAUUUACUGGACCAAUUAGGUGGAAAAAAAGACUGUAAUCACAAGCAGAAGAUUUUAAGAAAUCGAUCAUUUAUCACAUGCAUCACAUAUCAAAUGCACUAGGCAAUAAGCCAGUAUACUGUAAUGUUAUUUUAACACAUCGAUAUUUUAUUCAGACAGUGCAGUGUAACACAGCCAUUCCACUGCAUGUAACAUGAGAGUAAAAUUGACUAAAACCAUCAAUGCACAAACACAAACCUUGAAUGUAACUGUGAACUCCAUGUAAAAUAAAUACUAUGGUCUAUGUUUGACAACUAUGACACUAUGUACUAGUGCAUGUGAAUGCUGGUGUAGUGCUCUUGUUCUGCUAUAGAAAAAGAUAAACUCGACUAAUGUUGUCACCUUUAAGCUGUUUAUUGCUUACGCUGUAGUACACAAUAGAAGCAAUUUGAAAAAUGGACUUCCUCCUUCUGUUAAUAUUCCCAACAGUGUACAUGUUAUAAACAGGAACUCAACAAGAUUUCCCUAUGGAUCCCAGUCUCCACAUAGCAGUCUAUCUAACAAUGGACAAUGAUCAUUUUAGCUUUGCAAAAACAUUGGCCUGUCAGAUGACUGCAACUGUUUGCAAGCUUUGUACGCUAUCGGAAGCUAUGCUAGAGGAAGAUGAGAAGCAGCUGGAGGCGCCCUUGAGAGAUUUCAAGUCUAAUGAGACAGGCUGAACAACAGCUUUGCGGAUGUACGUAUGAUAAGAUUAUCAUUAUGAGGAGGAAAUAUAUGGGGCCUGUCAGAUGAACAGUGGGAGUGAGAAAAUUAAGUGCUGCUGUUGCUCAGUUUUGGCAUGAUGAAUUCUACUGAUGUAAUAAAUGUCUCUUCACGAAGUGCUGAAUUCAUUAAACUGGGUUUUGAUAGCUGCAGUACUUCUAAAUCAUUGUCCUUUCUUUGUCAAUGAAAGCACUGUGAUACAACACAGAAAAUGGGAUAUUCAUUGAAAUAAUUUAUAAUAUGUAUCUUGCAAAAGAAUGCAUAGUUCUCUAACUCCUUCCAUAUUUUUUUUUUUGUCAGUGGAUUAUAUGUGAUAGCCCAAAACAAAGUACUGUAUAAUUGAGAGGUGAAAUUUUACAAAUAAAAAUCUUCAAAGACUGA